AUGCUGAAUUUUUUCAACUUGGUGAUUCUCGCGGUGAUUUCGGCACUUUUAUACGUUCACAGGGUGUUCAAAAAAUCCCAACAAUUUUUCGAUAAAAAUGCCAUACCGUAUAAGAAACCCACGUGGUUGGUGGGUAACAUGGGCGAAGUGCUGAUGCUGAAGAAACCAUUGGCGGUGUUGUAUCGCGAUUUGUACCAGAGCUUCGAACCCCAUCGAUUAGCCGGAGUGGUCGUAUUUCACAAGAGCGUUAUCAUGGUUCGAGAUCCGGAACUCAUUAAGCACGUAUUGGUUAAAGAUUUUUCGCAUUUUGUCGAUAGAGGUAUCAAGGUUAAUGCGGACGUCGAGCCUUUGAAUAACCACCUGUUGAGCAUGAAAGGAGAAGAAUGGAAAAACCUCAGAGUCAAAUUGACCAGCACUUUCACCAGUGGAAAAAUGAAACUCAUGUUCCCCUUGGUGAAAGAUUGCGGAGAUAAAUUAACACAAGUAUUAUCAUCAAUGCCCUCGGAACCGUUCGAUGUUAAAGACCUUUGCGCCAGAUUUACCACCGAUGUAAUUGGAACCUGCGCUUUUGGAAUCGAAAUUCAUUCCUUAGAAAAUCCAGAUUCAGAAUUUCGUUCUAUGGGAAACCAAUUAUUCGAGUUCAGAUACCGAUCAAUUAUCCGUACUUUAUUCCCGGACAUCCCGAAAAAAAUUAUCGAAUUUUUUAACCUGAGGUUCAUCGAUCGAAAAGUCGAAGAUUUUUUCUACUCGAUUGUCGAAAACACCAUAAAACAUCGCGAAGAGAAUAAAAUAACCAGAUACGAUUUCAUCGACCUGUUGCUUUCGUUGAAAAAUCAAACCAUGGAUAAAUACCACGAUCAUCACGACGAAUCCGAAAUCAAUCAAUAUCUCAAGCAACUCGGUGAUAAAUCCAUCAAUAAGCCCCAAAUCGACAUGACGUUAGACGUAAUGGCAGCCCAGACUUUCCUAUUUUUCACGGCUGGUUUCGAGACAUCUUCGACAGCUCUGGCAUACCUAAUGUUCGAGUUGGCAUUAAACAAAGAAAUCCAGGAUAAAGUUAGAGACGAGGUGAACUCGGUGAUCGAAAAUAAUGCCGAAGGGUUGACUUACGAAGCUCUCAAAGAAAUGCCCUACGUUGAUAUGGCAAUCGCUGAGAUCCUUCGGAAAUACCCUCCAGGAUCGUUUCUAGCUCGAGAAUGUACUCAAACUUACAAAAUUCCCGAUACAAAUAUCAUAAUACCUGAGAAAACUGCGAUUAUAAUACCUGUUUUUGGAAUACACAUGGAUCCAAAAUACUACGAAAAACCAGAAGAAUUUUACCCAGAACAUUUCACCGAGGAGGCUAAAGCUAACAGACCGCACUACACGUAUAUGCCAUUCGGAGAUGGUCCCAGAGUCUGCAUAGCUGAAAGAUUUGCCAAAAUGCAAGUGAAAAUUGGACUCAUCAGCAUGAUAAGAAAUUUUUCCUACGAAAUCUCGCCAAAGAUGACACUGCCGUUGACAUUUUUACCGAAUUUCGGUUUGUUGGCAGCUAAAAACAAGAUUUUAUUGCAGAGAAAACCUCUCGGGAAAAACGAGGUGUGAAAUUUAGAUCACCUUGCACUUUUGUCCAUUUCAAUUCAGUUCUAUUUAAUUUGAUUCUGUUUCAAGUUCGCUUUAUUUUAAUUGUGUUUCCUUUUAGUUUUAUUUUUUCAUGUAGGUAAUUUUACUUCAAUUUUCAUUUUGUUUAAUUUUAAUUUGAUUUUUUUUUUUGAUAAUUUUUGUUUUAUUUUAUUCAAAAUAUAUUGCUUUCAUUUUAAAUGUCA
Planococcus citri (citrus mealybug) is the source of this 1805-nucleotide messenger RNA. RefSeq names its product probable cytochrome P450 6a13. The transcript is spliced from 6 exons. Gene Ontology annotation, molecular function: heme binding; oxidoreductase activity, acting on paired donors, with incorporation or reduction of molecular oxygen; monooxygenase activity. NCBI's taxonomy places the organism in Eukaryota, Metazoa, Arthropoda, Insecta, Hemiptera, Pseudococcidae. The coding region runs from base 1 to 1584 and encodes 527 amino acids. The record is from RefSeq and is a predicted model, not a curated record.